Messenger RNA from Chironomus riparius, 900 nucleotides. Lineage: Eukaryota; Metazoa; Arthropoda; Insecta; Diptera; Chironomidae. The record is from the annotation of a GenBank genome assembly.
AUGGGAAAAACCCAGCAUUUUCUUCAAAAUAUUCCGAACAAGCAAGACAUUCACGCAAUUAAAAAGAACAAAGGUUCAAAGCAUUGCUCCUUUUGUGGAAAUCACAAUAAAAAAGUUUUGGAGAAAGGACACAGAAAUUGUAAACACAAAAAAUGUGAAUGCCUUAAAUGCUCAACUAGUAGACGUAAGAUUGAAACAGCAAAAAGGUUCCGAAAAAAUAAAAAAAUUAAUUCUACAAAUUCCGUUGCCAUUCCUGCUUCCUUUCAUUCAGAGUUAAUGGAUGUUGAUUCAACUCAAAGCUCACUGCACAAUCUUCGCGUUAACAACCAACGUCCUUCAGAUCCUGUCCAAAUAAAUUUAUCAAAAUCAAAGAUUCCAAUAUCUGGCGCUCUCUUCCCACCAAGUACUUCAAAUGCUAUAAUGACAGAAGAAAUUGCAACUUUUCUUAGAAAAAGUGUCGAUGACAAAAUUGAUGAAGAAAUGGAAGGAUUUCCCAGUUUUUCUGGUGAUUGGAUAGAAGGUGGAGCAUGGAGGAUGAAUUUUGUUGAUUAUUGGACAUUGAUCUGGUUUGUUAAAGUUAUAUCAACUUGGACAUUCAAUGGACAACCUUUUGAAUUUCAUGUGAUGACUGAUUUGCCCACGUUUAAGUAUUUCACUUUCAUACCGGGUCUCUUACUUGACGACACGAAAAUUUUGCAGCGUAUCUUCAAAUUGAAUAAUUUGGAUACCGCUAAGUGGGUAAUUUUAGAUAAAAGGCAGGUACUUGGUGGAUUCGAAGUCGAUUUUCAAAUGGAUCUCAUCAGCGCUCACCAUUUAGAGCAAAUGAAUAAUACACUUAACUUUGGAAUGAAUCAAAUACAACUUGGAUUAAUCGAAUCUGUCGAUGAUGAAGAUGAGUGA